Messenger RNA from Girardinichthys multiradiatus, 3628 nucleotides. RefSeq names its product fukutin related protein (gene fkrp). Lineage: Eukaryota; Metazoa; Chordata; Actinopteri; Cyprinodontiformes; Goodeidae. Gene Ontology annotation, cellular component: Golgi apparatus. Bases 494 to 2083 code for a protein of 529 amino acids. The record is from RefSeq and is a predicted model, not a curated record. Gene Ontology annotation, biological process: protein O-linked glycosylation via mannose. The transcript has 2 exons.
UUUUGCUGCGCGCAACAAAGGCGAAAGGUGCGCUAGCAUAAUGCUAAAGUCCUAUGGUAAGGUUUCUUGAAUGGAUAACUGUUAAACCCUGAUUAACUGAAUACUCCUGCAACGUUGCAGGUUUCUACUUUGGCGACUCCGUGUGUUCCAGCGUUUUUAAAUGUUAGGAAAUAAUGGUGAUUUCUGUUUUUGGUCGCUGCUAUCCAUUAACUCAGCUUUGCUAAUGCUUACCAAGUUGUCUGAAAAUUUGGCCACAAUGGCAUUAAUAUGGUUGAAAAUAAUUUGAAUACAUGAGUGCUUCCAGCGUCUCGGAUUACGAAUGCAUGCUGGAUUCCUGAAAGGAAAUUCUUGCAGUAUGACAUACGUUCAAAGAAAGUUUCUGUCUAACUCUCAUUCAUCUGCCAAACACAUGGGAAGCCAACACCUGCCACUGGAAGCCUUUAUUGAAAUUUGAAAUAUUUCUCCAAAAAAAAAUAACAAAUAAUCAUUUGCCAUGCGUAUCAGUUUGUGCCAGGGUCUGUUAACAGGUGCUAUCAUCCUCAACCUCCUCAUACUUUAUUUUGUAUCGCGAGCCCAGCAACAGAUGAUGGAGAAAAGGAAGGAGCUCGGCAGGGGCUCGAGGAGAGCUGUCCAACCGGCUUCACCUUUCGGGGGAGCCUUAGGGAUUAUUGGAGGUGAGCAUGGAGGAAUGGCAGUAGAGGGCCAUGGCCGAGGCCCACGCGUGACUGUUAUUCUUCGGGAGUUUGAAAACUUUGAGAACUAUGUUGGAGAUGUGGCUAAUUCCUUUCUUCGUCAACGUCCGGAGCUUCCCUUUCUGGCUGUGACCGACACGUUUCCAUAUCCUCCCGUUGUGCUUCCAGAGGGCGCCCGGCUUCUGGUGCUCUCUCCCAGCCCCGACCAGCCACCGCAAGCUCACAGGCCGGAGUUUCACGUGCAAACAGAGUUUGUCCUGUUGGUGCCCGACGGCGUGGAGCUGGAGCAACCAAGAGUUUUUGAGAGACUCAUUAAAGAGUUGGAGGGUGAAGGUGGGGGACCUGUGAGGCUGGUAGCUGUGCCCGUUUUAGCGCGAUCUGCAGUGCAGUGUCUCCACCUGCGGGUGAACCUCAAAGAGUGGACGGCUACCUACUCAUCGGCCAUCUCAGGGAGCAGUGGGAGUGUAUGUACGGCUUUACAAGGAGAUGCAGUAGUUCUGAUUCGCACUGAAGACCUUUUUAACCUGUCUGUCCCUUUAGGGCAUCCCCUCUUUCCUGCCCUGUUUGUUCAGACUACCUUGAGGGGCUGGAAGGUCAAACUUCUGGAAAGUCCUUAUUUCUCGGCAAACCACCGACCACUUUUCAGCUCCGCUCACAAUCAAUGGAAGGCUGAUACUCGACUUAAGGAGGCCACAGGGAAGCUCAUGAGGAGCUUCGGUCUGAAGCGCCUCCUGCUCCCUGAGGGAAAGGAACAGUGGUUUGGCUGCACUAAAGAAACUCCUCGCUGCUUUGGCACUGUGCAGGAUGACACGCCAGACUACCUGUAUCUUGAUCGCUGGACACCUCCAUGCUGCCUGCGAGCACUGAGGGAAACCACCAAGUAUGUUAUCAAUGUCCUGGAGAGCUCUGGUGUGCGUUACUGGCUCGAGGGAGGUUCUCUUCUCGGUGCCGUCCGCCAUCAAGACAUCAUCCCCUGGGACUAUGAUGUGGACCUGGGUAUCUACUUGGAGGACGUGCCCAACUGCGACCACCUGAAGAACCUGGACUCAGGCUCUCUGGUAGACGCUAACGGCUACGUGUGGGAGCGGGCGGUGGAGGGAGACUUUUACAGAGUUCAGUACAGCGAGGCCAACCACCUGCACGUGGAUCUGUGGCCUUUCUACUCACGCAACAGCGUCAUGACAAAAGACACUUGGACACAGCACAAACAAGAUGUGGAGUUCCCAGAACACUUCCUGCAGCCACUGGUGCCAAUGCCCUUCGCUGGCAUCACAGCCUAUGGCCCCAAUAACCAAAGGGCCUUCUUGGAGCUUAAGUUUGGCGAGGGGGUGAUUGAAAAUCCCCAGUACCCCAACCCCGUUAAAAAAAGGCUGGACAGAAGCAAAUUAUAAGUGACAGUUGGGGCUCUGUCCUUUUUAUGUUGCACUGUAUUUAUUUACUGAAAACAAAUACCUCUAAAAGUUUUCUUUGAAAAAUGCCAGAGCACUAUACACUGCUAUAACGGUUUCAGUUUUACUAGUAUUACCUACUAGCUGCCAGCAUUAUAUUCAGAGCUGCUAAUUUUGUUCUAAUAUGUGUUCAAACAUGAAGCUUGAUGUUUAAAAGUGAUGUAUGUUCUUGAAGGGAUACACACACUUAAAAAGACUACUAAUGUUCUGACAUUAGCCCCACCUUAAACAAUCAACAACUGGUUUGCUAUAUAGUUGACUGAAUGUAUUGUACAGUAAAAAUGUUACUGCUGCGAGGGUGGAUUAUUUAAAAUUGGUGUUGUAUGUUUGUGACUAUUUACAGCAGGUUUUACCUUCCUUGUCCCCUUCAUUUCCCUCUUCUUGAGUCCUUACGUUAUUUCCUUCCUUGUAUCCUUCUUUCCUUAAGUUUUUCAGCCUUUCCUUCUUUUCUUCCUUGUGUCCUACCUGCACCCUUUUUCGGUUUCCCUCACCUUCCUCACCUCCUUUCUUACCUUUCUUGGAUCGCUUUGUGUGUCCUUUACUUGUUUCCUUGCCUUGUUCCUUCCUUCCAGUCUAUAUACAAAAAUGAAGUAACAUUUUAUAUAUAUAUAGAUAUAUAUAUCUAUCGAUAGAUAGAUAGACAGACAGACAGACAGACAGACAGAAUUUUAUUCAUUUAUUUUUUGUAAAUGGGCAUGUACAGCUGAGAACUCUCAAAAUUGAAGUCUGUAAAAGUAGAAUUUCUACAUGAUGAUUGUGUAGAAAGUUACAAACAAAUUUUCGCAACAUUAUCGCCAAAAUAUUGUGAUACUGAUACUGCAUUUUUCUCUCUACUCUUUCUUUUCUACUGUCUCAGUGUCCCAUCCUGUUGGCCAAAAAUUGACCACAAGAGUUCGAAUCCAUUGGACAAGAAAUAAAAUAAGUCUUAAUUAUUGCAUCCAGUUAGUCCUUUGCGGUUGCGUUAUUGCACACAUAGAUUUUCAGAUGAUGGUGUUGUUAAUUUUGUUCCCUUAUUUUACAGCGAUUUCGGUUUUGCACAUCCUAUAAAUGAUUGUUAGGGCAGGUCGAUGCAAUUUAGUUCCGAACAGCUCCAUGAAAGAUGAGGAAACAAGCGCCUCUGUUUACAGAUGUUUCAAAGGCACGCUGGUCACACGGCGGAUCUAUAAAAUUAAAGUAUUUAGUUAGAAAUAAUGCAUCGACUCAGAAUCAAACUGAAAUAGACACAAAGCUGCCAUAAACCAGGCACAAAUGAUUUGUAAUGUAGUUUGCAUCGCUGUGUUGACCUGUUUUGGUUCUCAUUUGGUAUUUUUUGUCUCCUGUUAAUCAUUACUUGUCAAUUGACAGGUCAGUUUACAUUUCUUAUUAACAGUUUUGCUUAAUUUUGCGGUUAAUUUUUCUGUUCUGGUUUGUUUUAUUGUGAGUUGCAUGUAUUUUGACUGUUUAUUUUGUGUAACAAUUUUGUUUAAAAUAAAAAUAAUUGAAGCUGGA